AUGUGGUAUAAGAGAUUAGAACAUUCUUCAAAAAUCAUCAUUCAAAAUCUUGUAAAUGAUGCAACUGGUGUUCAAAUCACUCAUCUAGAAGAUGCUGCAGAUGAGCUUAUCACUGAGCUUUGCAACCUCUGCCAGCUAUCUAAUGUGGAAAAUCAAAUAUCUAGAUAUUCUCAUGUUAGAUCUCAUACACUGUAUUCAAUACCUGAACCUACACCAGAGUCAGCAGACUCUAAUGUUGAUACAGAUUUCAAUAUUGAUAUUAAUACUUAA
Molecule: messenger RNA, 270 nt
Organism: Blastomyces gilchristii SLH14081
Lineage: Eukaryota; Fungi; Ascomycota; Eurotiomycetes; Onygenales; Ajellomycetaceae
Exons: 1
Coding region: 1-270 (89 amino acids)
Source: RefSeq, a predicted model, not a curated record